UCGGAGUCGAGCUUCCGAGACUUCAGCUUCGCUAUUUCGUCCUCGCGAUCGAGUGCCGGUGAAUUGAUUGUCAACUGGAGAGUUAUUAAUCUCGUGAUUAUUUUUUAUUCUUCGUCUACUUGAGCCACGCCGAAGGGAGAGCUAGGGAUGACUGCUACUACCGUUCUUAGUAGUUUUUCGGUUCUCAAGGACCAUGUCAAACUGAAAGUAGUGCAGGACGCCACUACCAUUGACAAUAUCGUUUUCAGACUGCAUUAUCGAGCCACAUUCGCGUUACUCUUGAUUGGAUCUCUGCUUGUUUGUUCCAAGCAAUUCUUCGGAGAUCACAUUAAAUGUAUGACAGAUAACACGAAUGAUAAGAAGGUGAGCGCUGUGAUUAAUUCGUUCUGCUUCUUCUCCUCCACUUUCACCAUCACAAAAUACAUGAACGCAUCUGUACUGAACAGAGACCAUAUACCCCAUCCUGGAGUGGGUCCUUACACAGGAGCAGAGGAGACUGUUCAUCAUGCUUAUUAUCAAUGGGUUCCAUUUGUCCUGUUUUUCCAAGCAAUGGUGUUCUACGUACCUCAUUAUCUGUGGAGAGGCGCUGAAGGUGGUCGUUUGAAGAGACUCGUCUCUGGGCUUCACAUGGCAGCUCUAUCCCUUCAGGACGAGAAAAUCGAGGUGUCGAAUGACGUAUCCAUUCCCUCGAAAGCCGACCACAAGAAGAAAAUCCAGCUUAUCCGGAAUUACUUCGUGACGAAUCUUCGCGUCAAUCGAACGUGGGCCUACUACCUCGGUAUCUGCGAGACUUUGAAUUUUCUCAAUGUCAUCCUGCAGAUCUACCUCACGAAUGCCUUCCUCGGUGGUGCCUUCCUGGAUCUCGGUAUGCGCGUUAUCGAGUACAAUGAUUGGACCAGCAGAGUGUCACCACUGGACAUGGUAUUUCCCAAGGUCACCAAGUGCAUUUUUCAUAAGUAUGGGUCCUCUGGAGGGGUUGAGAAGUGGGAUGCUCUCUGUGUCAUGGCACUGAACAUCGUCAAUGAGAAGAUUUAUCUGUUCCUGUGGUUCUGGUUCAUCAUCCUAGCGAUUAUCUCUGGGGUUGCCGUCGUCUGGAGGCUUGCGACUAUGUUCGUGUACUCGAGGAGUGAUCGUUUCAAUCGUGUACUGUUUUCAAUGGCAUGUCCUGGUAAAUCCGAACCCUGGUAUGCCCUCCAAAUGGUCCGCGACUAUCACUUCGGUGACUGGUUGUUCCUGUACUACAUUGCCAAGAACCUGGACAACUACGCAUUCACAGAGCUGCUGAUGCAGUUGGAGGAGGAGAAGGCGAGUCGUUGUACUGAUCAUUAUAACCAGACUCUGUCCAUGCUGAAUGACGACGAGAAGCUCUUCAAGAAGGUCUAGGGCCAGUGAUCAUUGGAGCAGUGUUUAUUUUUCAAUCGUUCAUUGAGGUGAAACGAAGUUUAUGAUGGGAUGAAUUUUUCUGAUGCUGGUCACGCGGGAAAAAAUUUAACAGAAAAACCGAGCGCUUUUGGAAUUCUAUGAGAAUUCUGUUGAAGUUUUAUAAGAAUUCGAUUAAAAAAUUCUAGCUGUUGUUUGCGUCAUUUUAUGUCAUACCCCAGAAUUCUCAUAGAAAAAAUCGAAAAAUUCCACAAGAAAUAUUUAUAUAGAAAAAUCAACAUAUCUGUAGAAAUUAAAAAAAAAAAAGUCUAUUUCAAAACGCGGGGGAAGUUGCAUCAUUUUUAAUAGAUUUUUGGUGUAAACAAUAAGUAGAAUCUCUCAAUAGAAUUUUUCAGAGUAAGCGCUAGGUUUUUCUAUUAAAUUGUUUCAUACGUGAUGAGAGAACAUCAAGGAAAUUGUAGUAUUGGUUAAAAAACCAAUGAUCACGGCAAAUACAAAGCGUUAUAGUUCAUAAGGUAAUAAAUAUACAGCUGGAGUUGAGAUAAAUUUCCAGGGGAGUAAUAUCAGUAGCAAAACAAUAAAACGAAACGAUUUCUUGAGGUUUAAGGAAAUUUUUAGGGAGAUUUCGUUGUCUCUCAUCACUUGGGAAAAAAUUGAAUGCAAAAAAAUUUGCCAUUUCUCUAAGAAAUUCCAUGCGAGUUCUAUGAAAAUUUGAAUUGACAUUUUAUCCGUUUUUUGCACCGACUUUUAUUGAAAAUUGUGCAAAUUUGUCGUUUUCCAGUUAAUUAUUGAUAGAAAAAAAUCAAACAAUGUUGAUUUUGCUUGUUUUUUUUUUCGAAAAGAAUUCUUGGGUAUUGAUUUCUCAAGGUUUUAUUACUAGAUUUUCCAAUCAGAAAUAGAGAAAAAGUAAUUUUCACUAGAAAAAGGUGCAAAAAACAUCUCGAAUUUUUUCAUUGAAUUUUUAUGGAAUUUCGUAGAGAAAAGACCAGGCCUUUGGAAUUUCGCAACAUGAUGAUAUUGGACACCCACUACGAAAUUCGAUGGAAACUCCGCGAUUUGGGUAUUUGCAAAUUUGCCGCAAUUACCCCAGUGAAAUACAUUUAGAUUAUGUAUUAAAUAUUGUCCAUGAAUGGGUGGAAACAUUUCUUUAAUUAUAUUAUUAUUUCUUCCUACUGUGGAUUGUAGAGUAAAAUGUUGAAUCUCGAAUUCAGGUCAUCAUAUAUUCCAUGUUUUUACGAUUUCGUUAUCAGUAACAGAUGUAGUAAAAGUUUUUUCAAGUACGAUUUUUUAUUUUUCGUUCAUUAUAUUAAGAGGACUUUGCCAAUGUUUAGCAAUUAGAUGUUAAUGAUGCUCAUUUGAAUAUAAGGUAAACGGUCUACGCUUGGGAUAGCUCAAAUUCAUUUAUUCUGUAAAUUGUAUAGAUAAAUGAAGUGAUAUUUUUCUACUAUAAACAGAGGAGAAGAGGGAAGUGCGAGAUUGAUUCUCGAAUUGAUAGAAUUCUGAGAAUGCGAUCAGAACUCUUCCGAAUUUAAUAAGGAUCGAGGAUUAUAAUAAGGAUUCAAAGACUGCUUCAUUUAGUAUAGAAUAGAUCGCUUACUCAUGAAAGUCGUUGAUACCACAAUUUGUUCGCUCGUAAGAACAUCAAUAUUGAUAGUUUUUUUGUAUUAAUAAAUAAUAAAAGUGUGAUUUCAUAUA
This is a messenger RNA of Diachasma alloeum, 3075 nucleotides long. Its product is annotated as innexin inx7. Bases 148 to 1383 code for a protein of 411 amino acids. The transcript has 6 exons. Gene Ontology annotation, biological process: phototransduction. Gene Ontology annotation, molecular function: gap junction channel activity. Gene Ontology annotation, cellular component: plasma membrane; gap junction. The record is from RefSeq and is a predicted model, not a curated record. NCBI's taxonomy places the organism in Eukaryota, Metazoa, Arthropoda, Insecta, Hymenoptera, Braconidae.